Messenger RNA from Trachemys scripta elegans, 1983 nucleotides. Its product is annotated as syntaxin-binding protein 2-like. The record is from RefSeq and is a predicted model, not a curated record. Gene Ontology annotation, biological process: neurotransmitter secretion; vesicle-mediated transport; intracellular protein transport. Gene Ontology annotation, cellular component: secretory granule; plasma membrane. Gene Ontology annotation, molecular function: syntaxin-3 binding. Lineage: Eukaryota; Metazoa; Chordata; Testudines; Emydidae.
AUGCAGUCGGUGCAGGUUCUGAUCAAUGACUUCCAGGGACCCAACUUCACCUACGAGGCGGCUCACAUAUUUUUCAUCGACAGAUGUCAAGAGUCUCUGUUCAAGGAGCUGAGCAAGUCAUGGAUCACUAAAGCCAUCAAAACCCUCAAGGAGAUCAAUGUGGCCUUCCUUCCCUAUGAGAGCCAGGUGUACUCCCUGGACAGGCCACAGACCUUCCCCAACUGCUUCAGCUCCCACCGCUCCUCGGACAAGAACAAGCAGCUGGAGAUGCUGGCAGAGCAGAUUGUCACAUUGUGUGAAACCCUGAAGGAGUAUCCAGCCAUCCGCUACAGGAAGGACCAUGAAGAUAACUUCCUCCUGGUGCACGCUGUGCUGGCCAAACUCAAGGCAUUCAAGGCAUACGAGCCCAGCAUGGGAGAGGGCCCCGACAAAGCCCGCUCUCAGCUGCUGAUUGUGGACCGGCGCUUCGACCUGGUGUCCCCACUGCUGCACGAGCUCACCUACCAGGCCAUGGCCUACGACCUACUCAGCAUCGAGAACAACACCUACAAGUAUGAGACGACGGGCAUCAGCAACUCUCGGGAGAAGGAGGCACUGCUGGACGAAGACGAUGAACUCUGGGUGCAGCUAUGCCACAUGCACAUCGCUGACGUCUCCAAGAAGGUGACGGAGCUGCUGCGCACCUUCUGUGAGAGCAAGAGGCUGACCACGGACAAGACCAACAUCACCCUGUCUCAGAUCCUGAAGAAGAUGCCCGAGUACCAGAAAGAGAUGAACAAGUACACCACGCACCUGAACCUGGCCGAGCACUGCAUGCGGCACUUCAAAGGGACGGUGGAGAAGCUGUGCAGCGUGGAGCAGGACCUGGCCAUGGGGAUGGACGUGGAUGGGGAGAUGAUCAGGGACCCCAUGAAGAUCAUCCUGUCCGUCCUGCUGGACCUCAGCAUGCAGGCCUAUGACAAGAUCCACAUCAUCCUGCUCUACAUCUUCCUGAAGAACGGUGUGAGCAAGGAGAACCUCACCAAGCUGAUCCAGCAUGCCAACAUCCAGCAGCAGGGCAACAUCAUCAACAACAUGCAGUUCCUGGGCACCUCCCUCAGGCCUGAGGGGAAGGUGCGGCUGGAGUCCACCUACCCACUCUCCCGCUGGACCCCCAGGCUCAAGGACGUCAUGGAGGACAUCAUUGAGGACAAACUGGACAAGAAGCUGUGGCCCUUCGUGUCAGACCCGGUCCCUGCCACCAUCUCCCUGGCUGCUGUCAGCAGCGCCCGCUUCGGGCAUUGGCACAAGAACAAGGCAGCAGCCGAGUACUGGAUGGGCCCUCACCUCAUCAUCUACGUGCUGGGUGGGGUGUCCAUGUCUGAGAUGCGCUGCGCCUAUGAAGUGACCCAGGCCACGGAGGGCAAGUGGGAGGUUGUGAUCGGUUCCAGUCACAUCCUGACCCCCAAGCGUUUCCUGGAUGAUGUCCAAACCCUCGACCAUGAGGCCCCCACAGAGGCCUAGAAGCAGCCCCCUCCCCCCAGAGACUCUGCCCCCCACAACUUGUUGCCCCCAGCUCCACCUGCUCUUCUCAACAAGGCACCUCCCCCCCUACUCCUGGCAGUGGUGUCAGUUUUGGGGGGAGGAACGGGAGAGGGGACGGGACCCCCAGGCUGCUUGGCUGUUAGGACAGGGGACAGGCCAGGCUCCCUCCCUCUGGCACAGUGUCUAGGGUUGUUGCCCUCUGUGCCCCGUGGCCACCGUGUCCCCGAUGGGAUAGGGGAAGAAUUAGACAGCCGUACACUCUGGACAAAGGCACCUGUGUGGGACCCGGGGUGGGACAUGCCUCCCCACAUUUGGGACAGACAAAGCUAAACAUCUCAUGGCUGCCCCUGGCGGUGUGUGGGGGGAAUGCAGUUCCCAAGUUAUGGCCACAGAGUCAAGGGAGACAGUGUGGGCUAGUGGGUAAAGCACUGAACUGGGAUGCAGCAGACUGGGGGUCUA